Ascochyta rabiei is the source of this 3249-nucleotide messenger RNA. Its product is annotated as Type I protein arginine methyltransferase. The transcript has 3 exons. NCBI's taxonomy places the organism in Eukaryota, Fungi, Ascomycota, Dothideomycetes, Pleosporales, Didymellaceae. Bases 1 to 3249 code for a protein of 1082 amino acids. Gene Ontology annotation, biological process: endoplasmic reticulum to Golgi vesicle-mediated transport; vesicle fusion with Golgi apparatus; transcytosis. The record is from RefSeq and is a predicted model, not a curated record. Gene Ontology annotation, cellular component: cytoplasm; endoplasmic reticulum; Golgi stack.
AUGAUGCGAGUGCUCGAGGCCAACGCGCCGCCCAAGCAGACAGCCACGGACACCAUCAGCACGCUCAGCAGCCGCCUGCAGAGCGCAACCCUCCUUGAGGACCGUCGCGCCGCCAUACUCGGACUGCGCAGUUUUGCCAAGGAGUACCCGGCCUCGGUCGCCUCAGGCGCUCUGCGCGGCCUGAUUGCAUCGCUCACCAAAGAUGCAGACGACGUGGACACGCUCAAGGUGGUGCUGGAGACGCUGCUGGCGCUCUUCCACCCAAACGACAACAGCCCGGAAGCCUCCGACGAGAUUGCCAUGUGGCUUGCAGACGAGUUCACCAUGCGCCAAGAUAACAUGACCAUCCUUCUCGACCUCCUCGAGACACCCGACCUCUAUUCCCGUCUGUACCCUCUCCAGUUGAUCCGAGCCUGCGCCGAAGCACGACCAGAACGGACCCAAGAAUGCAUCCAGACAGCACCCAUGGGCACAAGCCGGCUGGCCACUAUGCUGGACGAUCCCCGAGAUAUCAUCCGCAAUGAGGGUCUCGGUGUGCUCUCCGAUCUCACACGCUCCUCGCCCGAGCUGCAGAAGAUAUUCGUAUUCGAGGAUGUGUUUGGCAAGGUCUUCAACAUGAUACACGGCGACGGUGGCCUCACACAAGGCGGCAUAGUCGUCCAGGACUGUCUGUCCCUACUGGCGAACCUCAUACGAUUCAACACGUCCAAUCAGACGUACUUUACCAAGAUGGAGUAUCCCGGUCAAUUCGUCAGACUGCUACCCGCUGGAAAGAAGGCGAAGAAGACAAGAGGUGCGCCUGAGGAAGAGGACGACUGGGUCAGCCCGCAGAGCGACAAGAACGUCUGGGGACUGCUGAUUAUCAUGCGCAUGUUUCUUGUCAAGGGCAGCGCAGCAACGCCACAGAACCAGACCGCUUUCGUCCAGUACGGCCUUGUCAGACAAUUGCUGAACAUUGCGUUCGACCCAGCCACCACCAUGCUCAUCAAGGUCGAGGCUUUGAGUACUUGCGCAGACCUGAUCAGAGGCAACCCACGCAUGCAGGAGGGCUUCGCACAAGAGCAGGUGCGGCCUUUCAUCCAGCCUGCUACAAACGGUGCGGCCACUCCGAACGGUGUCGCAAACGUAUAUGUUAUCGAAGCGCUGCUGAAUCUCGUUUUAACGCCGGCCUCGAACGAGCUCUUCGACAUGCGCAGUGCGGGUGCAGAUUGCAUCAAGGCCUACUUCCACAACCAUCCCCAGAUCCGCGAACACUUUCUCAACCGCGCUAUUGGUGGUCACGAGGCUGGUGACGAGACUCAGAAUGCCCUGACAAUACUGCUAGAAGGAUCGCAGGCCUCGCCUGGUGACCCCUAUAGGUUAUGGUUCGCGGCUACCUUGAUCUUCGACCUGAUCUUCGACAACUUGCAAGCGAAACACACACUGAUGCAAGUAAAAGAAGGGGACGCAGAAAAUGGAGAAGAAGUCGUAACGUGCAUACAGACGCUGACUGCAAAUCUGAUCGCGAGCUUGCAGCUUGAAGAAGACGAGCGGAUAUCCAUCGCCUACCUCAUGCUUCUUUUGGGCUGGUUGUUCGAAGAUGCUGCAGCGGUAGACGAUUUUCUUGGCGAGGCGAGCAGUUUGCAAAGCCUCGUGCAGGCUGUCUUGAGGCCAGGAAGCAACCAUACUAUCAAUCGCGGCCUUAGCGCAGCGCUGCUCGGCACCAUCUAUGAGUUCUCGACAAGAGACUCACCAGUCCCACGCCGCGACCUGCAGAACACCCUCACUGGCAAGCUCGGACGCGAGAAGUAUCUGAACGCUAUCACCGAGCUACGCAAUCACCCAUUAAUCCGCGACUUCGAGGUUUUACCUCAGCGAGGCGGAGCUGAAGGCGGUCUGCCCGAUGUUUUCUUCGUUGAUACAUGUGUCGACUUUCUCAAAGACAACUUCAGUCGCCUUACCCGGGCGAUCGACCGCAACCCGAACAUCGAGCAGCAUCGAUCGCAUGACGGGGUCGAUCGCGAUAUAGUUGAUUCGUUACGGGGCGAGAUUGACGGAAAGGAGCACAGCAUUCAAGAGCUGAAAGCGCAAUUAAUGGCACUGGAGCAAAAGCUGGACCAAGAACAUGCUGACCACCGCAAAACACAGCAAGCAGCCGAUGAGCAAAGAAACACCCUCAAGCGCAUCAACGACAAGCUGCAUAAUGACCUAGACACCGAGAUCAAGAACAAAGAUCGCGAGCACAACAAGAUCACGCUGGAGUUGGAGAACAAAUACAACCUUCAGGUUGCAGCUCUCAACAACAAGCUACAGCAGGCAGCGAAAGAAUCAACGCUCGCUGUAUCACGGACGAAACAAGAGUACGAUGAGAAGCUGCACGAGACGAUUAGAUCGCGCAUCGAAGUCGAGCAGAGACUUGAAUUGGCAGAGAAGACUCGUUCAGACGCUUUCGAAAAGAUCCGUAGCCUCGAGCAGGCUCAUCAACAAGCACGCAACGAGCUUUCGUCCAUCAACGAAGUACUACGCAAAGCACAGGCACAAGCUCAGCAGCACAAUGCUCAGAUACAGCAUCUAACAGAGGAGAACGAGUCAUUGCAGUCGACAAUCGACAAGCUGGAGUCCGAACAUCAUACUGCUCUCGAGAAGCUCAAAUCUGAGCACCAAGCCUACAUUCUUGAAUUGGAGGCUGCGAACGAGGCCGCUAACCAGAGUGCGCUUGACAAACUUAAGUCUACACAACAGAGCACCACCGACAAACUUGCGUCCUCGCAUAAAGCCGAGCUUGAGAAGCUGAGAGCUGAUCACAAAUCGGCAAAUGAGAAAGUAUCCAAGCAAACUACGGACCACAAGGCUGCGGUGGAUAAGCUCACCUCUGAAGUCACCGAUCUCAAAACAAAGCUUCAAGACCAGACAUGGAAGGCCACCGAGGCACAACAGAAACUUGCCAAAGCAGAAGCUGCGACCAAGGAGGCACAGGAGAAACUCAAGAAAGCUGAGGUUGCUGCAAGAGAGUCAAGUAAGGAGGAAAGCAAGACGGACACCAAGGCUGCAGACGUUAGCAAGAAACUGAUUAAAGAUUUGCAAGACAAGCUCAAGAAGUCCGAGGAGGCGGAGAAGGAGAAGCAGACCGAGCUUGACGAUUUGCUAGUCAUCCUCGGUGACCUCGAGGAGAAGAGGAGUACGGACAAGAAACGACUCAAAGAACUCGGUGAAGAGGUCAGCGAUGCUGAAGAUGAUGAUGACGAAGAGGAUAAUGAAGAAGAUGAGUAG